Centropristis striata (black sea bass) is the source of this 1700-nucleotide messenger RNA. RefSeq names its product methyltransferase 14, N6-adenosine-methyltransferase subunit (gene mettl14). The record is from RefSeq and is a predicted model, not a curated record. Bases 134 to 1498 code for a protein of 454 amino acids. Gene Ontology annotation, cellular component: RNA N6-methyladenosine methyltransferase complex; nucleus. Lineage: Eukaryota; Metazoa; Chordata; Actinopteri; Perciformes; Serranidae. Gene Ontology annotation, molecular function: mRNA binding. The transcript is spliced from 11 exons.
AUUUUUAGCGGCUGAUGCACUAGCAGAUUGUUGGCCACAGCUAUAGCUAGCUUGUCACGUUUAUAUGAAAAGUGUUGAUGUAACAACGACCAAUGGUUGUAGUAGUUAAUUAGAAAUCACAACUACCGAAGAAAUGAACAGUCGACUGCAAGAAAUCCGCGAGCGACAAAAACUAAGGCGGCAGCUUUUAGCCCAACAGUUGGGAGCUGAAAGUGCAGACAGCAUUGGAGCGGUUCUAAAAAGUAAAGAUGAAUUAAAGGAGAUAGAGGAGACAAGAGAAACAUGCAGGUCUUCAUUUGAUUCUUCAGCCGCACCUUCAAAAAGGAAGGCACAGACAGAGGGAGAGGACACAGAGGAAGAUGUGGAAGAACAAAAGGAUGAGGUGGAAGUGCAGCAGCUGGAUGAAGGCAACCCAUAUGAGGAAGUGUACAAGGACUCAAGUACUUUCCUUAAGGGUACUCAAAGUUUAAACCCCCACAACGACUACUGUCAGCACUUUGUCGACACAGGGCACAGGCCACAAAACUUCAUCCGAGAUGUUGGCUUGGCUGACCGAUUUGAAGAAUACCCCAAGCUUCGAGAGCUGAUCAGACUGAAGGACGAACUCAUCUCCACCACCAACACCCCUCCCAUGUACCUCCAGGCUGAUCCAGAGCACUUUGACCUGCAGGAUUUAAAGUGCAAGUUUGAUGUAAUUCUGCUUGAGCCUCCCUUAGAGGAAUAUUACAGAGAAUCAGGCAUCAGCCACACUGAACGUUUCUGGACCUGGGAUGAUAUCAUGAAGCUGGAAAUUGAGGAGAUCUCAUCUAUACGUUCCUUUGUCUUUCUGUGGUGUGGCUCCGGUGAAGGCCUGGACUUGGGCAGAAUGUGUUUGAGGAAGUGGGGCUUUAGGCGUUGUGAGGAUAUCUGUUGGAUCAAGACCAACAAGAACAACCCAGGCAAGACCAAGGCACUGGACCCGAAAGCAGUAUUCCAGAGGACCAAGGAACACUGCCUAAUGGGAAUCAAAGGAACAGUGCGUAGGAGUACAGAUGGUGACUUCAUCCAUGCUAACGUGGACAUUGACCUGAUCAUCACUGAGGAGCCUGAGAUGGGAAAUGUAGAGAAGCCUGUGGAGAUCUUCCACAUAAUUGAGCAUUUCUGUUUGGGCCGCAGGAGGUUGCACCUGUUUGGACGAGACUCAACCAUUAGACCAGGCUGGUUGACCGUGGGUCCUACUUUGACAAACAGUAACUUUAACCCAGAGACCUAUGCCUCGUACUUUAUCAACUCUCCUCUGUCUGGCUGCACUGAGGACAUAGAAAGGCUGAGGCCUAAAUCUCCCCCUGCGAAGCUGAAGUCGGACCGUGGUGGUGGAGCACCCAGAGGAGGACGUGGCGGGCCAAAUGCAGGAAGAGGUGGCGACAGAGGCCGUGAAAGAAACCGGCCAAACUUCAGGGGGGACAGGGGAGGCUUCAGGGGCAGGGGUGGGCCGCAUAGGGGCUUCCCACCUCGCUAGAGCAAAGAGCUCAUGCCAACUAGACUGAUGCUAGGAAUCCCUAUCUCCAUUAUCUGCAAACACAAGCUUCUAUGUAAUGCCAGCAGAAUAUAGUAUAACAUGGUUAGUUUGUUUGAGAAGUUAGCGAAUGGGAUCAAUCUUUUGGAAUCUUUUUGUUUAUAUACCUAAGAUUUAAUUGUCCGAAUAAACAGUCUUUUUUACA